Vollenhovia emeryi is the source of this 2502-nucleotide messenger RNA. RefSeq lists its product as uncharacterized. The record is from RefSeq and is a predicted model, not a curated record. The transcript has a single exon. The annotation marks the transcript as partial. NCBI's taxonomy places the organism in Eukaryota, Metazoa, Arthropoda, Insecta, Hymenoptera, Formicidae.
AUGAACUUGAUAUCAGAAUCCAUAAUAAAACGUUUAGGGGUGUGCAGUGUCGCCUGUGCCUUGCCGAUCAACACUGUUAACGACACGCAGUUCGAAUCUAAAGGUUUAGUAUCGAUUCACAUUCGAUCCAUCCACGACGAAUUUAGUAAGAGCCUAGCAUGUUUAGUUGUCCCAACAAUAACCAAUUUAAUCCCGACAGAACCCUUUCCUCGCAACUCAAUUAAGAUACCAGCAAAUAUCAGAUUAGCGGAUCCAGACUUCCAUCUUCCUCGCCCGGUAGACUUAUUAAUCGGUGCCGGCGCGACGAUGUCAUUAUUUUCGAUUGGUCAGAUUAAUUUAUCACGUGAGGAUCACGAUUUAAUCUUACAAAAAACGCGCUUAGGGUGGAUACUUGCCGGUAGCACAAUCCAAGAAUACUCAUCGAAAACAACAACUUGCUACCUGACAAGUUUAGAAAAACAAAUAACUAAAUUCUGGACUAUCGAAGAAGUCGCCGUCGAAAGCCCGAGGUCGGAAGCCGACGUCGCGUGCGAGGCGCAUUUUGUAAAAAACGUUACGCGAGAUGAUAACGGACGAUAUAUAGUACGUUUACCAUUUACCAACGCAAAUAAGAAUCUCGGCGAAUCGCGAAACAGCGCGUACAGUCGUUUAAGGUCGCUAGAGCGUAAAUUCACCAACAACCCGACGCUGAAAGACGAAUAUACUCGAGUAGUAGAAGAGUACAUAAAACUCGGUCACAUGUCUGUAAUAAAGAAAUCCACAAACGAGGGAUAUUAUAUGCCUCAUCACGCGGUCAUGAAAGAAUCGAGUAAUACCACCAAACUUCGAGUAGUAUUCGAUGCAUCGGCCAAGACGAGUAACGGCGUAUCCUUAAACGAUACUCUACUGACAGGCCCCACUAUACAAGACGACUUAUUUACACAUUUAAUACGGUUUCGUUCACAUAGAUAUGCUAUUAUUGGAGAUAUAGAGAAAAUGUAUAGGCAAGUGCUAGUACAUGAAGAAGACAGACAUUAUCAGCAAAUUCUCUGGCGCAUACACGACGAAAUAAAGACGCUUCAACUUAACACCUUAACAUUCGGCGUUUCCUCCGCACCCUUUCUCGCAAUACGGGUCAUACAAAAACUCGCGGAAGACGAAGGGCAUACAUAUCCUAGGGCGGCUCUAAUCCUUAAAAAACACUUAUACGUAGAUAAUUUAUCCACCGGCGCCGAGACCAUAAACGAAGCUAGAGCAAUUAGAGACGAGAUAAUCGCGUUGUUGGCCAAGGGCGGCUUCCUCAUGCGACAGUGGGCAACUAAUGACGAACGGAUUCUUAACGAUCUCCCAACCAGCAUGUUACACACAGAUUUCACGGUAAACUUAGAUCGCUCUCUAAGAAACUUAGGGAUAACUUGGAAUACUCGCGACGACAGAAUAUAUUACUCAAUUCACCCGAUAACAGUUAAUGAGAGGACGACAAAAAGAGGGGUCUUAUCCGAAAUCGCAAAAAUAUUCGACCCAUUAGGUUUGAUAGGUCCGGUCGUCAUGUACGCUAAAAAAUUAAUGCAGGAUCUUUGGCGCGCCAAACUACAAUGGGACGAGUCCCUUCCGCAAGACUUAUAUACCGAGUGGUCGAAAUUUGCGCAACAGAUAGGAUUGCUUAAUCAGUUUUCUUAUGACCGCACAUUAGUGAUAGAAGAUUACACCGAUAUACAGAUACACGGUUUUUGCGACGCCAGUAAUAACGGUUAUGGCGCGAGUCUGUACGUACGUUCGAUCGGCGUCAAUGGAAAAGUAAUUUGCAGAUUGUUAUGUGCCAAAUCGCGAGUCGCUCCAUUAAAAUCAACAACGAUACCACGUUUGGAACUUUGCGGCGCGCUACUAUUGGCGCGACUACUUAGGGAAGUCAAUAACGCGCUAAACAUUGCGACUAAUAAAAUCAUGCUCUGGUGUGACUCGACGAUCGUGCUACAUUGGUUAAAGACUCCUCCCCACUUGCUUAAAACAUUCGUUGCUCAUCGAAUCGCUGAGACACAAACACUUACCAAAUCAAUAGAAUGGCGACAUAUUAAAUCAGAAUUCAACCCUGCCGACGCUAUUUCUAGAGGGCAAUUACCUCAAAUUUUACUUCAAAAUAAAACAUGGUGCACCGGCCCUCAGUGGUUAAGUAGAUCUGAAAAUGAAUGGCCUCGCGCGAUAAUGCAAACGAUAGAGACUCCCGAACUGAAAAGAAACACUUGUCUAAUGAUAACACCCCGCGAUCCCGACAUAUUUAAAAGAUACUCAUCGUAUUCCAAAUUACGCAGGAUUAUCGCGUAUUGUUUCCGGUUUCAUCCUCUCAACAAAUACAAGGGCAAUUUAACAGUCGAAGAAAUCGAAACAGCGGAAGUGAAAAUAUUAAGAAUAAUCCAAUCAUCUCAAUUUUCCGAGGAAAUUAAGGGACUUAAAUCAAAGGGUGUCACUAACAGAAAUAGAAUAGCCAACUUGAACCCAUUUCUGGAUAACGAUGGCCUGAUUCGG